GCGACUUCAAUUGCGAGCGUGCUGAAGUUGAGACUUGUGGUGCGAUGCGGUUCAUCCGGGCCCAGCUGGCCGGCGCCCUGGAUGCUGCGCGUGCCCAACCGGGCAGGGCGAUCGACUUCUUCAUCGCGUCGGCGGGGCUCGAGUUUCAGUCGAUCGGCGCGGCGCCUGGGUCGCCAGUCUGGCAGCGCCAGCCCGACACCAUCAAGCUCGCGGCCUCGAGGGGGACUUCCCCUCGAGCGCAACCUCAUGGCUGCGCCCGGCUUGACCGCGGCAGCGCGCGGGCCCAGCUAGCCAGUCGCCUACAGGAUCUGUUUGGCGGGCCUCAGCAGCAUAUGGACUUGGCGCGGCAGUUAUUCAUCCGGGCCGCGGAGGCCGAGCGGUCCAAGCCCGCAGCGCCUGCCGCCAACCUGUGGUGGUGGGCGAACAACUGCAUGCACCUUCACGCGCUGGGCCUCGGGCCUUUCGCGGAGGUUGGCGAGAAGGCUCGCGAGCAGGCCGUCAAGAUGGCAGACCACGACAUGCACGCGAGAGGCGCCAGGUUCAACGAGCGGGCCUUGAAGCCGUCACUUGGCGGGGGAGGAGGAGGUACGCGCGCGCUUUCGAAGGUGCCUUCUGGAUCCGAGCCGAGCCUUAUGAUUGCCAGAGUGGUUGACGAGGAUGGCCCGUGCAGCAUGGGCGAGCAGCAGCUGCGCGAGCCGAUGGACUUGCCUGGGGAGGUGGUCAGGCUGGGGGCUGCGCGGAGCAG
Molecule: messenger RNA, 745 nt
Organism: Prorocentrum cordatum
Lineage: Eukaryota; Dinophyceae; Prorocentrales; Prorocentraceae
Source: the annotation of a GenBank genome assembly